AGCGCGGCAGGGAGCGGCGGGCUGGGGCCGGUGGCACCGUGCCGUGCUGCGCCGCACCGCACCGGGCCCGACGGGGCGGGCCGAGCCGAGCCGUACCGGCGCCAGCGCGGGGCAGCGGCGCGCAGGAUGCAGCGGCACCGCCGGGCUGCCUGAGGAUGUGUCACCCCAAGACCUGGCCAUCAUCUCAGGGGUGCCGGGAACCCACCUUGCCAUCCCCUUGUCAUCCUGCCAGGCUCCAGACCUGACGUCUCCGUGCCCUCCUCCGGCAGGAUGGCCCAGGUGGGAGGACCUGUCCGCUUCCACCCUGAGGAGGGCUGUGCCACCUCGCCCCCGCCGUUUGCCCGUGGGCUGGACCAGAGGUCCUGGCUGGCAGGGGGAAGCCCCAAGGCUGGGAGGGGCACCCCCCCACGCUGUCUCACCCCCAACCUCAAUGCUGGCCGCCUCUACCUCCUGCGCAAGGGCCUGGCCUCUGACUCCCACCGAUGCCCCCUUGGACUCUACAACAGCACCGGCUCCUUGGCCCGCAAGCCAGUGGAGGUGGCUGCCUUUGGCAAUGGGGGCUGCCCGGGCACGGGGCGCCUGACAGCCCCCUGCACCCCGCGGCGGGGCAGACCCAGCCCAGUGCUCUCCUCCUUGGGUAGCCGCAGCCCGCUGGUGGCGACGGCCCCGGAGGGACACAGCUCCAUCGUCACCUUCCGCUUCAUUGAGAAGGCCAGUGUGCGGACCUUGGGUGGCCCACAGCCCCCCCAGCCCUGCUGGGAGAAUGGCCCCCGCAGCCUCAGCCGCAGCCUGGAGUUUGCUGGGGACACGGGGUCUCCUCAGCCCCAACCCCUGCCCCAGGAGCGGCUCCUGCACACACUGAGGAUGGAGGCAUCUGCAUCUGACCCGCUUCUGGCCAGGGGCAGGACCCCGGGGGACACGCGUCCCUGUGGGAAGGAGCCCUGUGCCCUCAAUGCUGACGGCCUCUGCCGAUCCCUCGCCAACGGGCUGCCGGAGGACUUCCCCACCCUCGCCAGGAGCUCCCUGAAGCCAGAGCCCCGAGCCCAGGGCAGCGCCUGGCCUUACCACCGGCAGAGCUCAGCCCAUGCCCAGCGCAUUGCCCAGGCCAAGUGGGAAUUCUUCUACGGCUCCUCGGAUGCCCCGCAGACAGGCUCCUCUGUACCUGACUCUGCUCCCCUGGCUGAGCCCCCCCAGAAGCCCGUCCACUCGCUGCCUGCCGAGCCACCGGGGCUGGUGCCCAAGCACAGCCUGAGCCACGUGGAGGUGGAGAUAGAGAUGUCUCCUCCGGGCAGCCAGAAGCCCAUCUCCUGCGAGACUGGGAUUAUAAAGAGGACAGUGAAGUACUCGGAGACAGACCUGGACACAGUGCCACUGAGGUGCUAUCGUGAAACCAACAUCGACGAUAUCCUGGCAGAGAAGGAGGAGGUGGAUUCAGCGAUUGAGAGCCAGAAGGACAGCGAGAGCAACCCAAGCUUUGGGGGCACUCCGGGCAGGAGGAACAGCACACCGGAGGAGCCCCCCGCCCCGGGCACUGGCUGCCAGAAGGAUGGGCCACAGGAUGGGGACGUGGAUGAGGAUGAUGAGGUGUUUGAGGCUAUGAGGAAGGAGAACAGGGAAAGGAUCAUGGACCGGGACACACAGGAUAUGCUCAAGUCUCCAGUGCCCUUCCUCCUAGGGCACAGCCUCUCCAAGGAUGGCAUGGACUCUUUCAGCAAGCAUUUUGAGAGCAUCAUGGAGUCCCAUCGAGCCAAAGGCACAUCUUACACCAGCCUGGACUCCAUUGACAUUCUCUCCUCCCCAGCCUGCACCCACGGGACCUUUUUCACUUUUGACCUCCCAACCCUCACCCCAGAAAUACAGGGACAGAUCCGAGACAGCGCAAAGCUGAUUGAGGAGAACUUUGCUCCUCUGGCUCACUUGGAGCCAGACUCUGGGACCAGUUCGGCCACAGAUGCCCCCUGGACAGAGAGGGAGGAGGAGCGGGGGAGACGAAGGAAGGGUGCUCGGCACAGCCCUUGCCACUCAGAGGACAGCUUUGGUACCCCUUUGGCCUCCAACAUGAGUGACCACCCCCUGAGCCACCUGGUUUCGGACUCGGACUCGGAGAUGGACAGCGUGGAGCAGCUGGCCCUGGGCAGCACGGACACCCUCUCCAACGGGCACAAGGCUGACCUGGAGGCUGCCAAACGCCUGGCCAAGAGGCUCUACAACCUAGAUGGCUUUAAAAAAGCAGAUGUGGCCCGCCACUUGGGGAAGAACAAUGAGUUCAGCAGGAUGGUGGCAGGGGAAUAUCUGAAGUUCUUCGUGUUCACGGGGAUGAGCCUGGACCAGGCUCUCAGGUCCUUUCUAAAGGAGCUGGCCCUGAUGGGAGAGACGCAAGAGCGAGAGCGAGUGCUGGCUCAUUUUUCCCAGCGCUAUUAUGAGUGUAAUCCCAAUGCCAUCUCUUCGGAGGAUGGAGCCCACACCCUCACCUGUGCCCUGAUGCUGCUCAACACAGAUCUGCAUGGACACAACAUUGGAAAGAGAAUGUCCUGCUCCGACUUCAUUGGCAACUUGGAGGGACUCAAUGGAGGCACUGACUUCCCCAAGGAGCUGCUCAAGGCUCUGUAUGGCUCCAUCAAGAACGAGAAGCUGCAGUGGGCCAUAGAUGAAGAGGAACUGAGAAAGUCCCUCUCGGAGCUGGCAGACCCCAACCCGAAGUCCAUCAAGCGCAUCAGCAGCUGUAGUAACCCCUUUCUGGACUUCUCCCAAGACUCCAGCAUUGCAACCUACAAGCAUGGACUGUUAGUGCGCAAGAUCCACGCUGAUCCUGACUGCAAGAAAACACCCCGAGGGAAGCGCGGCUGGAAGCCCUUCCACGCCAUCCUGAAGGGGAUGAUUCUCUACCUGCAGAAGGAGGAGUAUAAGCCAGGGAAGGCACUGGUGGAAGAAGAGCUGAAGAAUGCUAUUAGCAUCCACCACUCGCUUGCCACGCGGGCAUCUGACUACAGCAAGCGACCCAAUGUCUUCUACCUCAGGACAGCUGACUGGAGGGUCUUCCUCUUCCAAGCACAGAACCCUGAACAGAUGCACUCAUGGAUCACGCGCAUCAACGUGGUGGCAGCCAUGUUCUCUGCACCCCCCUUCCCUGCAGCUAUCGGCUCCCAGAAGAAGUUCAGCCGCCCGCUGCUGCCUAGCUCCUGCACCAGGCUGUCCCAGGAGGAGCAGGUGAAGAGCCAUGAGACCAAGUUCAAGACAAUGUCAGCAGAGCUGCUGGAGCAUCGCUCCUCACUGCCAGAGAAGAAGGUGAAGGGCAAGGAGUACGAGGAGCUGAAGCAGAAGGAAGAGUACCUGGAGUUUGAGAAAUCCCGCUAUGGCACCUAUGCCAUGCUGCUGCGGGCCAAGCUGAAGGCCGGCUCCGAGGACCUGGCAGCAUUUGAGUCUACCCUCUUUGACGCAGCAGGCGGGGAGGAUGAUGGCCUGAAAAAAUCUCGCUCCAGCCCCUCACUCAAUGCAGAGCCCUCUGGCACAGCCACCAAGGUGAAGCGCAACAUCUCGGAGCGCACCAGCCGCCAGCCCCCUGGCCACCCCCAGAAGUCAUAGGCAAGGGGUAUUGGGCACCUGCGCUGCAGCUCCUGUCCCCCCGGCACCAAGGUAGAGGCCACAUGCCUGCCGAGACCCUGCAUGAAUCCGUCCAUCUGUGGCAUGAGCUGGGGGUUGACAGCCCUUCCCAGACCGCCAGCACCAGCCAUGCAGGGCCACGGCCCCUCUGCUGAGACAGUGGCAGAGCAGGACAGUCCCCAGUCCUGGCCUAUGGGAGCUGCCACACAGUCAGCCCCAUCAGACUUGUUCCUGUCCCUCCUUGUCCUGCACUUAGCUGCAGGACCCAGUACCCCAGCCUGGGGAGGGCGAACAACUGAAACCCACCCACUAGGCUCAAUUCUUCAGUGGUUUUAAAAAAAAACCAAAAAACAACAAAAAAACACCAAAAAACAAACAGGACAAAAAUGCAGCAAAACAAAGCCAGCGGCCACUUCUCCAGCUCCGUUGUGCCAGGGGGAGCAGAGGGGAGGGGGCCAGCCCUGGCCUGUCCCUGUUCCUGGGACUGGGAGCCAGGGGAGCCAGGGUGAUGGCACCUGGCCCCCCUCCCUGCCAGCCCAGCCACCUCUGCACCCUCCCUGCUUUCUUACAACUUUUGAACAGUUUUUGUGAUACAGUUUUGCACUUUUUAGUACCAGAUCAAGCUGACCACCAGGGAGGGUUGUUUUUUGGGGGGCCUACUUUUGAUGCUUUUGGGGAACUGUUUAAAAAAAACAAACCACAAAUCCAGCCAUGUCCUGUAGGCACUGCACUCUGGGGUAGGAGGUUUUUUACAUGGACUUAGGGGGAGACCCAGCCUCCCCGCCACCCCCUGCAGCAAGCUGAGCACGGGCUCCUGUGUGUGCUGCUGCCUCUUCCCCCACACCAGCUGGGCACCAGUAACCCUUCAGAGAGAGACAGCCCUGUGCCCACUGACACCAAGGACGCAACCUUGGGAUGGCAGCACCCAUUGCUGCACUUGUGGCUGUAUGAGGGGGCUGAUGCACCAAUGCUUCCUGACCCCCCCGGCAGCUUGGACCAGUCCUGUUUGCACCGCCUGGGUGUGAGCAUCGUACCUGGGGCAUGUUGGGCAGCAGUGGGUAAGUACUCCUGGGGGGAGGUGAACCCUGAAGCUGGGGGUCCUCACUGCCGUAUGGGCUGGAGCCAGCUUACCUUCCUGUGCUGCUUCUCAAAGGCAAGGCCACGGGGCCCUCGGAGGCUGCCAGCAAAGCCCGGCCUGCAGUGCUGCGAGGUUCUCAUGCUGCAGCAGCGGUGGUGCAGCCCCCUCCUCGGCUGUGGGCUCCCUCCGUGCCAAGGUGAGGGGCAGGCUGAGGCAGCCCUCACCACCCCGGGGUGGGCUGAAGGAUGCUUGUCAGGUGCGAGGUGGCACAGGAGUGCCCAGGGUGUGCAGGGAGGGGUCCAGGGACCGCGGAAGGGCAGCAGGCGGGGGGCUGGCAAACGUGCUGCUCUUGGCUGCCCAGGACCCAGCUGGUUUCAGCACUGACUUUGCGAAUGUGUCAAACUUUUUAUUCUGCUCUUUUGAGCCUAUUGCAAAAAAAAAAAAAAAAAGAAAAAAAAAAGAGAGAGAAAAAAAAAUUCCCCCCUUGCUCCAGGUGGCUCGGGGGAGAAAAACCUUUGUACAGCUUCUUCUCUCGGUCACUGAAGUAAAACUCGCUCUUCACUUCUUGUGUGCACCGUGGUUUCUCCCCCACGGCUGAGGACAGCCCCCACAUGGAGGGGUGCUGAG
Messenger RNA from Falco peregrinus (peregrine falcon), 5305 nucleotides. RefSeq names its product pleckstrin and Sec7 domain containing (gene PSD). Gene Ontology annotation, biological process: regulation of ARF protein signal transduction. The record is from RefSeq and is a predicted model, not a curated record. Gene Ontology annotation, molecular function: phospholipid binding; guanyl-nucleotide exchange factor activity; protein binding. Lineage: Eukaryota; Metazoa; Chordata; Aves; Falconiformes; Falconidae.